Bursaphelenchus xylophilus (pine wood nematode) is the source of this 5090-nucleotide messenger RNA. Lineage: Eukaryota; Metazoa; Nematoda; Chromadorea; Rhabditida; Aphelenchoididae. The record is from the annotation of a GenBank genome assembly.
AUGAGCUGGCAAGACACAGCAGCCGACAUAUUGCCCUAUUACGAUUAUACUGUGGGUAUCAUCUCCUACAUUUUAAAUUGCCUGGUAAUUUACUUGGCCAAAAAGCAGAUGCAUAAGGGUACGGCGGAAUACAAGACAAUCUUGUACCUGAAUUGUGGAGUGGAUCUGAUUUUCAACACCUUCAGUAUAAUUACAAGAACGGUAUGGUUUAUUAAAAACAAUAAAUCCCUGCCUUUCCGAAAUAAUCCAUCUUCAAUCUUCAGCUCGUAGACGUCCAUGACGGCAUGUUUUUUAUCCUAAGUAGCGGCCCUCUGACCGACGUCCCUCAACCAUAUGGUGCAAUAAUAUCGUUCAUCUAUUCGUGGUCAUAUCUACUCACCGUGGUUACCGUACCCAUCCAAUUCCUCUACCGUUACAGCCAGCUAUGCCUCAAAAAUCAGAUCACCACCAGACAGUAUGUCCUGAUUUACGGCGGAUUCAUUUUGGCGGUUAUAUUGCACCUCAUGGUGGGAUUUCAAAUCUACAUAACGGAUCCCGUCGCAUUGAAGGAAUACGAGCCUUUGAUGCGGAAGAAUCCAAUGUUUAGAGAGCACAUGCCCGUAUUCACCGUGGUGAUUGCGGUAAGAAAUGACGAAUAACAGUCAUGAAUUGAUACCGCUGUGGUUAAAAGCCCCAGGAACUUGAUACCAUCCUGCUAUAACAAAAGUAGACACGAUAUAGAAUAUGUUUAUUGAACCAAACACGAGAAUCACAACCGCUCACGAGGAGCGCGAGACACCGACUUCAGAAUAGGAGAAAUUGAUCUGAUGAAGACCUUGUCCUUUGAUUCUAUGCAAAUUCGUGGGAAAUAAUGGGCGGUUUCAGUGGAGUCGCUAACAUGCCCACUGGGGGUUUGGAUUGGGUUCAUCAGGGCAAGAACAGGGCAUGAGUGUGUCCGGCUAUUCAUCAGAAUGGCUGCCCAUGUGAAGGUUCCAGAUCCAGCAACGAAAUAAUGUGGAUUUGUCGCAACGAAGUGUUUCACCCCGUUGCAGUCACGCAUCAAAUCCCUAGCCAAUCAUCGCAAAGCAAUGAUUGGCGAUUCCAAGGCGCAACAAAUCCACAUUAUUUUCCCGACAGACUGAUACCUUGAUUGAAAUUUUCUUUUCCAAGAAUCUUUUGUGUUGGGCUUAUAAAAAGCUAUUAUAUUUCGCAGAUCAUGCUACACGCUUGCAAGUUUUCAGACCUCCCUAAUCACACAGCUCCACAUGCUGAACUCCAUGCUCCUCGUUUGCGUCGCCUAUUCGGUUGUCGUAUAUUGUGCAGUCAAGACGCUAAAACGUCUGAAGGAAACUCAGGCCUCGCUUUCGAAGGGCACAAGGGCCGCCCAGAGGCAGUUUACCAUCAUAAUGUUCGUGCAGGUAAAUCAAGAAACACGCUAUGUUCAGAAGACGAGUUUAGGCGAUCAAUCCGCUUUUAAUGUUGAAUCUACCGCUCUGCUUGGCUUAUUCAAUGACCCUACUCAACAUCAGUGUCAAUGGGGUUGUGUUCUUCGUAGCGCCAGUCGCCGCUUUUAUCCCAAUCAUAAAUCCGCUUUGCGUAAUUUUUGUGAUUCCCAACUUCCGACGGUUCGUUCUUUGUCAGAAAGGAAAACAUGUGCAAACAACCUCUCAAGUCGCCUCAACCAAAAUGACAGCGACUGAAUAAUUUUAAAUUAUACUUGUUUUGUUUGACGUAUUUUACAAUAAACUCAGUGGCACGUCUACAAGAGCUUACAAUGCUAACUAGUACAUAUUAGUAGGCGCAUUAGGCCUCAAUCGGUCCCGCAACGACAACGAGCGGCCUUGAAGUGGAGCUCAACGUUGAAAGGGAGUCGGGGGACGUUUAGACCACCGAUCGUUGGAGAACAAGCACACACACGAAGUCACAAGUUUCCCUUUGUUCACGGCAAAGGGAACAACCGAGGAAGAUAAUGAGGUAAUUGGUGAUAAAGUGUUCCUUUUAUAUGACCCAUUUAUGCUAAUUUCCGUGGGAAUUGCGGAGACCUUUGAGGCUCCACAACAGGCCUGGUUCGUUCUUGUCAGAAAGGAAAACAUGUGCAAACAACCUCUCAAGUCGCCUCAACCAAAAUGACAGCGACUGAAUAAUUUUAAAUUAUACUUGUUUUGUUUGACGCAUUUUACAAUAAACUCAGUGGCACGUCUACAAGAGCUUACAAUGCUAACUAGUACAUAUUAGUAGGCGCAUUAGGCCUCAAUCGGUCCCGCAACGACAACGAGCGGCCUUGAAGUGGAGCUCAACGUUGAAAGGGAGUCGGGGGACGUUUAGACCACCGAUCGUUCACGGCAAAGGGAACAACCGAGGAAGAUAAUGAGGUAAUUGGUGAUAAAGUGUUCCUUUUAUAUGACCCAUUUAUGCUAAUUUCCGUGGGAAUUGCGGAGACCUUUGAGGCUCCACAACAGGCCUACUGUAUGAGAGCAACAUGGACAUGAGCAAGGAAGAUCUGGAAGAUUAGAGAUGUUAAGGUUAGGGCAGGCGUCAUGCGUCUGCCCCGCUAGGAUAUUCGGUCUACUGUUAUUGUGCUUGCGGCCUAUCGAUAAACUAUCGACUGCUUCUGUUGGAGUCGCCGCUUGAGGUUGAAUUAGCUGCAGGAAGGACUCGUCCACCGUCCCAAAUAGCAUUUUUAAUGGCGGAGGACAGUCCUGUAGCGUUCCGCGUACAGAAAAGUUAACGGACGUUUUCGUCGCUCAUUCUCCUUGUUUCGAACACUAAGUCUUAUGUAUAGAUAUUCUGGGAACGUAGCUAGUACAUACGUAAUUUCGAGAUGGGAACGUAAGUAGUACAUAUACAUAUAGUAGUAGUACAUAUAGACUUCACUUUUAAUUGGCGGGGACUAUACGUAAUUUUCGACCCUGUUAUUACUGUCGAAGUGACGCCUCACAGCAACCGAAACAGAACAAACCUCACGUCAAAUCGAGAAGGGAACUAUUGAAGUUGCUUGUCGCCACAAGAUGUAUUGGAUAAACUCGACCAAUGGAGCAGGGGAAAGAAUGAAUGAGGAGUUUUGGUGUCGAACGGUAGUAUUUAUAGUUCUUGGUUUAUGCAGAUUUUUUGGGAUCCCAACAAAUCCCAACAGACCUCUAUUUGUGCCGAAAAACCAAAGAGUUCCCUCUCCUUGGUUUCUUCGAUUUCACGUGAAUUGGCGGAAUCCCGAGUCUCAACACAGUUGGUAUCCGUGUUUUGUUCUUUCAGGUCCCCCACGCGGCGGUAAUUCCAAGUUUUUGCCGGAACCAGCUAGCAAAUACGUUUCUAAUCGCACCCAGUAGGAUUCGCGUCACAAGUUUUAAUUUACCCUAGGGGUUAAAUUGCUAACCUCAAACCGUUUUUUUACGUGCCACCAUUAGUUGGAUUCCGUUAUCUUCGGAUAAUCGUGCUUUAUUGUUCUAUUAUUUUUGAAAUUUUAGCGUAAAAAUGAGUUGGCAAGAUACAGCGGCCAAUAUAUUUCCGUACUACGAGUAUAGCGUGGGUAUCACCUCCUACAUUUUAAACAUCCUGGUAAUCUACUUGGCCAGAACGCAGAUGCACAAACGCACAGCGGAGUACAAGAUAAUCAUCUAUCUGAAUUGUGGAGUGGACUUGAUUUUCAUUACCGUCAGCAUGGUUACAAGGAGUGUAGGGUUUAUAAAUUUUACCUUUUCGCUCCGAAAGUCAUCCGAAUUGAAUCUUUAUGGUAUUCUACGUACAAUUUUCAGGUCUGUGAUGUUCAAGACGGCAUUUUCUUCAUUCUCAGCACCGGCCCUCUGGGCGAGAUACCCCAGCCUUAUGCGGCAAUGAUAUCGGUCGUCUGGUCAGGGGCAUUUAUGCUUACCGUGGUUACUGUGCCUAUUCAAUUCCUCUAUCGCUACAGCCAGCUAUGCCUCAAAAAUCAGAUCACCACCAGACAGUAUGUCCUCAUUUACGGCGGAUUCAUUUCGGCGUUGGUGGUGCACCUUGUGGUGGGAUUCCAUAUCUACGUGACGGAUCCAACAGCACUGAAGGAAUAUGAGCAUUUGUUGCGGAGGAAUCCAAUGUUUAGAGAGCACGUGCCCGUCUUCACUGCGGCCAUUACGGUAAGAAAUGGCUAAAAUAAUAAUAGUCAUGAAUUGAUAACGCCGUGGUCAAAGGCCUCAAGAGCUUAAUAUCAGACUGUCGGGAAGAUAAUGUGGAUUUGUCGCAGCAAAAUGUCACGCCUCGGCGCAGUCGCGCACCAAUUCACCAGUUACGACUAGCCGUCGCAAAGCGAUGAUGAGCGAUUCCAUUGCGCGACGAAUCAACAUUCUUUUCCCGGCACACUGAUACCUUGUUAGGCAUUUGCUUUCUAUAUUUUCAGAUCUCCCUAGUCACACAACUCCACAUGUUGAAUACCAUGCUUAUUGUUUGCGUGGCCUACUCGGUUGCCGUCUAUUGUGCAGUAAAGACGCUGAAACGCCUAAACGAAAGCCAAGACUCGUUUUCGAAAGCCACACGGGCCGCACAGAGGCAGUUCACUAUUAUCAUGUUUGUACAGGUAAAUCAACCAACAAGUUAUGUCUAAAAUAACGAGUUUAGGCAAUCAACCCUCUUGUCAUGCUGAAUAUACCGAUUUGCCUGGCAUAUUCGUUGACUCUGCUCAACGUGACGGUCAGUGGGCUUUCGCUGAUGAUGGCACCAUUCCCUAUUUUUAUUCCAAUUGUCAAUCCGCUAUGCGUAAUUCUUGUAAUUCCCAACUUCCGACGAUUCGUUCUUUGUCGGAAAGGGAAACAUGUGCAAAUUGCAACAACCUCUCAAAUCAUUUCAACCAGAAUGACAACGUCUGAAUAAUUUCAAAUUAUACAUGUAAUAUUUACCGUAUUUUGAUAAUAAACUAACAAAGGAAGUACCCCAAGCGCUACGUUCAGAUAUUCUUUAAAUCUUGCAGAGACUUUGGGCAUAGGUCACAUAUCAAUUACUGAAAAUUUUAGCUCGCGCUUUGCAGGAACAGCCAAGAUAUUGAAAGACAUAUUGCGGCGGAGAGCCAACAAAAGGUGGUAGGAGGCGCCAACGACACCUGUGAAAAGCCCUUGAACGCUCGGCGGAGACCUACAACCCUGUGUUAA